AUGGAACCGAAUUUAUCGGCCAAACCAGAAGGGCUCGAUGCUUUUUGUGGUGAAAAAUAUUGGGUUAGUUUCUGACAUGGAAAGCUAUCCAAAAUUCCCCCCUGAAAAUUCCUGUUACUAUGCGGAUUUUUUAGGUCCUGGUGGGUUAUGAAAACUCCCAAAGGGAUUUUGUCUACAAAAAUUUCUAACAAGAGUUCCUGGGGAUCCAAUUUUUUUGGACCCAAAAAAUUUUUUUCACCUAAAAAAAUUCGUAACUUGGUUCAAACUCAACUAUUUUGGUCGAUCAAAAACGCAUUCUAAAGCUAAAUCCAUGAUAUUUAAUAAAAAAAUAGACCUACUAACAUAUAUUUUGAUUUUCACAUCGAAUGUGACCAAAAAUUGAGGACACCUCAAAAAAAAAUUUUCAAGUUCGGCAUGAUAGGGCAAAAAUCAGAAUGUCUAGUGUGAUUUUUCGAACUCCUCGCACAAAGUUACGUAUAUGGACAUAUUAAAAUCAUAUGGUCCCGCACCUCCCAGAGGCACUUUACUACCGAUUUUGUGCUUUUUUCUCACAAAAAGUGCAUUUUUGAUAGGAAGACUUACUGGCUAAGUGCCUAAUUCAUAGGUUAUUGAUCAGGAGGUCACAGGUUCGAUCCCCGUAGCCAACAUUUUUUUUAUUUUCAAAAUAAAAUUAUUUUUUGUUUCGAGUUAGCCAUACAAAUUUUUGAACGAAAAAAAAAGUUGAUCAAAAAAAUAUAAUUUUCUUUAGACAGUACUUAAAAAUAGCUCAACAAAUGAAUUUCAAUUAUUUUAAGCAUAAAAACUUGAAAUUUGGUUUGAUAAUAAUGGAUUUGUAAAACUGGAAGAGCUUGGAAUUUUCAAUGAACUUGAUUGUAGUUUUUAUUGUUAACAUCUUCCGAGUACUUACAAAACGAAAAAAAAAUUAAAUAAGUUUUUUUUUCGAAAAAUUGAUCGAUGACGUCAUCCAUGGCAAAAUUAGGAAGCCUUCCUAAUUUAGCCACGAGUCAUUUUUUUAUCAAAAAUUUGAAAAUUUUCGAUGAAUUCGCAGGCCGAUUUUUAUUUGAAAAAACUCGGGCCGAUUUAUUUGAAAAAAUUUUUCUAAAAAAAAAUCGGCCCGAAUUUUUUCAAAAAAAAAUCGGCUCGAGGUUUUUCAAAAAAAUCGGCCCGAGUUUUUUCAAAAAAAAAAUCGGCCCGAGGUUUUUCAAAUAAAUCGGUCCGAGUUUUUUCAAAAAAAAAUCGACCCGAGUUUUUUCAAAAAAAAAAAAAAUCGACCCGAGUUUUUUCAAAUAAAUCGGCCCGAGUUUUUUCAAAAAAAAAAUCGGCCCGAGUUUUUUCUAAAAAAAAUCGACCCGAAUUUUUUCAAAAAAAAAUCGGCUCGAGGUUUUUCAAAAAAAUCGGCCCGAGUUUUUUCAAAAAAAAAUCGGCCCGAGUUUUUUCUUAAAAAAAAUCGGCCCGAAUCUUUUCAAAAAAAAAUCGGCCCGAAUUUUUUCAAAAAAAUCGGCUCGAGGUUUUUCAAAAAAAUCGGCCCGAGUUUUUUCAAAAAAAUCGGCCCGAGUUUUUCUUUAAAAAAAUCGGCCCGAAUUUUUUCAAAAAAAAAAUCGGCUCGAGGUUUUUCAAAAAAAUCGGCCCGAGUUUUUUCAAAUAAAUCGGCCCGAGUUUUUUCAAAAAAAAAAAUCGGCCUGCGAAUUCAUCGAAAAUUUUCAAAUUUUUGAUAAAAAAAUGACUCGUGGCUAAAUUAGGAAGGCUUCCUAAUUUUGCCAUGGAUGACGUCAUCAAUCAAUUUUUCGAAAAAAAAACUUAUUUAAUUUUUUUUUCGUUUUGUAAGUACUCGGAAGAUGUUAACAAUAAAAACUACAAUCAAGUUCAUUGAAAAUUCCAAGCUCUUCCAGUUUUACAAAUCCAUUAUUAUCAAACCAAAUUUCAAGUUUUUAUGCUUAAAAUAAUUGAAAUUCAUUUGUUGAGCUAUUUUUAAGUACUGUCUAAAGAAAAUUAUAUUUUUUUGAUCAACUUUUUUUUUCGUUCAAAAAUUUGUAUGGCUAACUCGAAACAAAAAAUAAUUUUAUUUUGAAAAUAAAAAAAAUGUUGGCUACGGGGAUCGAACCUGUGACCUGCUGAUCAAUAACCUAUGAAUUAGGCACUUAGCCAGUAAGUCUUCCUAUCAAAAAUGCACUUUUUGUGAGAAAAAAGCACAAAAUCGGUAGUAAAGUGCCUCUGGGAGGUGCGGGACCAUAUGAUUUUAAUAUGUCCAUAUACGUAACUGAUGAUUUUUGCCCUAUCAUGCCGAACUUGAAAAUUUUUUUUUUUGAGGUGUCCUCAAUUUUUGGUCACAUUCGAUGUGAAAAUCAAAAUAUAUGUUAGUAGGUCUAAUUUUUUUAUUAAAUAUCAUGGAUUGAGCUUUAGAAUGCGUUUUUGAUCGACCAAAAUAGUUGAGUUUGAACCAAGUUACGAAUUUUUUUAGGUGAAAAAAAUUUUUUGGGUCCAAAAAAAUUGGAUCCCCAGGAACUCUUGUUAGAAAUUUUUGUAGACAAAAUCCCUUUGGGAGUUUUCAUAACCCACCAGGACCUAAAAAAUCCGCAUAGUAACAGGAAUUUUCAGGGGGGAAUUUUGGAUAGCAUUCCAUGUGAGAAAAGAAAUUUGAUGGAAUAAAGUUAAUUCAAUGUGUUCAGGAUCCUGCAAUAUGGAAUGUGUCGGGUAUUCCAAUUCUCUCACAAUGUUAUCAACAUACAACACUUGUCUGGAUUCCAACAGCAGUUGUUUUUUUGUUGGCACCAAUUUUGUCAGCGCAAAUAUUUUACAAAAGACCUAAUCCGAUUCCAUGGUCAACUAGAAUGAAAUUAAAAAUUGUAAGUUUUCGGGUAUAUUUUUCUUUUGAAGAUUUAGGAUAACAUUGAUUCAUAUUUAUUGAAGUGAUUUUUUUCAAUUAUUUUCAACAUGACUCUUAUUGCAGGGUGUUUCAAGUAUUCUGAUAGCUGAUUCAAUCUCACUGUUUGUUAUUGCAAUUUAUGAAACGAUUUUUGAUGGUUUUCCAUAUGCUGUUGAUUAUGUAUAUCCACUUACUCUAACCCUAGCAAUGAUAGUUCUUUGUGCAUUCAUUGUAUUUUGCCGAAAUUAUGGAAUUGUCACAUCGGGAGGUUUAUUUAUUUCCUGGCUGGUUUUUGUGGUUUGUGGAGUUCCUGAGUUCAUGUAUUGGAUUGACAAAAUUGUUGCUCCAAAAGAGGUAUUGUUUUUUUUCGAAGUAUGAGAAUAUCUUGAAAAUAAUUUUUUUCAGGCUUGGGAUUGGCUUGAUUACCCGAGAUGCAUUGCAUAUAUGGUUUGGUGGUUCAGUCUGGUUCUUCAAUUAUAUCUUCAUUGUUAUGCUGAUCAAUCUGUUGAUGGUUAUAAAUAUCUGAAUAACAGUAGAAAUCCAAGUCCUGAAACAGUUUCAUCAUUUUUGAACAGAAUUACAAUGUGGUGGUUCAACAGUUUGUGUGCUUUGGGAGUCAAAAAACCACUAGAAGUCAAUGAUUUAUAUUCAUUGAAUGAAGGAGAUAUUUCGGCAAGUUUAGUUCCGAAAUGGUUUGAACAAUGGGACAAAGUCAAUAAAAGUGAGUUAUUAUAAUUUCCAGAGAUGAAGUUUUGAAUCGUAUUUUUUCCAGAAUAUGAAGAUGAAAAACGUCGCCGCAAAGCUGUUCAUGAAAAUGGAACAAGACGUAGAACUCUGUCGAACGAUCAAACUCCACUCUUGGCAGCAACCUCAUCAGAUGAUUAUGGAAGUGUUACUUCUGAACAGGAGCAAACCAAGCUUCCCUCAAUUAAUUGGUGUCUUUUCCAAAUGUUCAAACUUGAUGUGAUUGUUGCAAUGGUUAUCAAAUUCUUCAGUGAUAUUUUACUUUUCUGUAAUCCAAUGCUUCUCAAAUCUUUGAUUCAAUUCACUGAACAACUUGAAAGACCAAUGUGGCAAGGAGUUAUGUUAGCAUUUGCCAUGUUCUUGUCAGCAGAACUCUCAUCUCUUCUACUUUCACACUAUUAUUAUUUGAUGUAUCGAGUUGGAACACGAGUUCAAACUUGUUUAACAGCAGCUGUCUAUCGAAAAACAUUGAGAUUAUCAAAUAGUGCAAGAAGAGAGAAAACAUCUGGAGAAAUUGUUAAUUUAAUGGCUAUUGAUAUUGAUAGAUUCCAACAAAUCACUCCACAAAUUAUGCAAUAUUGGUCCAACCCGUUACAGGUAAAUUAAUUAAUACUACACAAUUUUUCAUAUAUUUUUUUUGAAAAUUCCAGAUUGGACUAGCUCUCUUCUUGUUGUUCAAACAACUUGGUGUUUCAGUUUUCAGUGGAGUUAUUGUUAUGGUUUUACUCUUCCCAAUCAAUUUCAUCAUCACAAUGAUCAUCAGAAAAUGGCAAAUCAAGCAAAUGUAUUAUAAAGAUGAAAGAACAAAGAUGGUAAAUGAAUGUUUGAAUGGAAUAAAAGUGAUCAAAUUAUAUGCCUGGGAACCACCUAUGGAACGAGUUAUUGAAGAUCUCAGAGAGAAGGAGCUUGGAUUAAUCAGACAAGCCGCAUUUUUAAGAACAUUUUCUGAUAUGUUGAAUUGUGCAUCUCCAUUUUUAGUAGCUUUAUCAACAUUUGCUACGUUUAUUUACAUUGAUCCAUCAAAUGUGUUGACUCCAGAAAUUGCUUUUGUUUCUUUGACACUUUUCAAUCAGUUAAGAAAUCCAAUGUCACAAAUUGCUGAAUUGAUCACUCAAACAGUUCAAGUUAUUGUUUCCAACAAAAGACUGAAGGAAUUCCUUGUUUCUGAAGAAUUGGAUAUGAAUGCUGUUGAUUUCACGGCUAGAGAUAGUGAGUUGUCAAAUUGAAUGUAAGAUUUUCAAUUUUUUCUUUCAGACGAUGAUGUUAUCAAUGUCGAAGAUACAACUCUCACCUGGGAUACAUCUGACAAAAGUGCAAUUUCUUUGAGUGGAUUAAACUUCUCGGUUCAGCGAGGUCAAUUGGUUACUGUAGUCGGAAGAGUUGGAGCCGGAAAAAGUUCAUUGCUUCAAGGAUUGAUGGGUGAAAUGGAAAAAGUUAGUGGUUCGAUAGGACUUCACGGUAGAUUAUCAUAUGUUCCUCAACAACCCUGGAUGCAAAAUAAUACAUUGAAACAAAACAUCACUUUUGGAAAACAAUAUGAUGAAUAUUUUUAUUCGCGUGUUUUGGAUGCUUGUGCACUUCACAGAGAUCUUCAAAUGCUUCCAUUAGGAGAUAUGACUGAAAUCGGUGAAAAAGGUAUCAAUUUAUCUGGUGGUCAAAAAGCAAGAAUUUCAUUGGCUCGUGCAGUUUAUCAAAACCACGAUAUUUAUUUGAUGGACGAUCCGAUGAGUGCAGUUGAUGCUCAUGUUGGAGCACAAUUAUUUAAUUCAGUCAUUGGACCAGAAGGAAUGCUCCGGAAUAAAACAAGAGUUCUCGUCACAAAUCAAUUAUCAUUCCUUGAAAGAUCAGACUUGAUCAUUGUAAUGAAGGAUGGAAAAGUUGAAUAUGAGGGAAGUUACACUGAAUUGAUGCAACAAGGAGCAUUCGAGCAAUUGUUGUUAGAAUGUGAAAAAGAAGAUCAAGAAAGAAGAGAGGCUGAAGCAUCUGACGAUGAUUCAUGUUCAGAACCUGGAGGCAGUAAGUUUCAUAAAUUUAUAAUAAAUUUCAAUUUUUUUUUCAAUUUGUUUAGUUUCAAUCGAUGGAGAUUCCGAAUUUGAUUAUGACGAUGAAAACCUUGAAUCACCAAUCAUUGAUCAUGUUCUUGGAACAAGUCACAUGUCAACAGUUUCUGGAAUAAUUAGCAAAAGAAGACCAAGCUUUUCGAAUAAAAGACGGCGAAGAUUAUCAACUGCAAGAUCUGGAAUGUUUACACCAUCUGAAAUAUCAGCAACAACAAAUACAACAAGACAAUUAACAUCUGCUGAAAGAGUCGAAACUGGAAGAGUCAAAAUGGACACUUAUAAAAACUAUUUUGGUGCUAUGGGUGUUUUUACAGUCCUUGUAUUUGUUGUUGGAAUGACUACAAGUACAAUUGUCUCAAUGGGAAGAAAUUUGUGGUUGACCGAUUGGUCGAAUGAUAAUAUUGCCACUGGUACAAAUGUUACUGGUAAAACAAUCGGUGUUCGACUUGGAGUUUAUGCUGCUCUUGGAUUUUCUGAAAGUAUGUUAAAUUUUCAGAUUUUUAAAAACAUUCUAAAUCUAUUUCAGCUGGUCUACUUUUUGUUGGAAUGCUAUCCUUAUUGUAUGGUGGUGUUGCUGCUUCUCGAAAUCUUCACGCUCCACUUAUGAAAUCAUUAUUCCGAGUUCCAAUGGCAUUUUACGAUACAACUCCAUUUGGUAGAAUUCUUAACAGAAUAGGAAAAGAUAUUGAAACAGUUGAUGUUCUUUUACCAUUCAAUGUUCAGUUUUUCGCACAAUGUCUCCUUCAAGUUAUCUCAACUCUCAUUAUCAUUAUGAUUUCUACACCAGUAUUUGGAAUUGUUGUUAUUCCAUUGGCAAUAAUGUAUUUGAUGGUUAUGGUGAGGUCGAAAAGUUAGUAUACAUUCAGUCAUAUUUUAUUGUUUCAGAGAUAUUAUAUUGCAACUUCAAGACAAUUGAAACGACUUGAAUCAAUAACGAGAAGUCCAAUUUAUAGUCAUUUGAGUGAAUCGAUAAAUGGUUCUUCAACAAUUCGAGCAUAUCACUUAGUUGAUCGUUUUUGUAAAUUAUCCGAGCAAAAAGUUGAUACACAUGUUCAAUGUCGAUAUUUGAAUUAUGUUGCAAAUCGAUGGUUGUCUGUUCGUCUUGAGUUUAUCGGAAAUUGUAUUGUUUUGUUUGCUGCGAUGUUUGCAGCGUUAACAAGAACAACAACAACGUCUGGAGUCAUUGGAUUGUCAGUUUCAUACGCUUUGAAUGUGAGUUUUACUUGUUUGACUGAUCUUGAAAAUAAUUUUAAACAUAAUUUCAGAUCACCACAGUAUUAAACUUUGCUGUUCGUCAAAUCACAAAACUUGAAACAAAUAUUGUAUCUGUUGAACGGGUUAAAGAAUAUUCAGAAGUUGAAACUGAAGCUGAAUGGAAAUCGGAACCUGGAAAGGAAAUUCCUCAAAACUGGCCAUCUGAGGGUAGAAUCAUUAUGAAUAACUAUUCUGCCAGAUAUCGUCCAGGAUUGAACCUUGUUGUCAAACAAUUGAACGCUGAAAUCAAACCACAUGAAAAAAUCGGAAUUGUUGGACGAACUGGAGCAGGAAAAUCAUCUGUUACUCUUUCCCUUUUCCGUAUUAUUGAAGCUGCUGAAGGUCAAAUCGUUGUUGAUGGGAUCAAUAUUGCUGAAAUUGGACUACACGAUUUACGAUCUAAUUUCACUAUUAUUCCCCAAGAUCCUGUAUUGUUUUCUGGAACUUUGAGAUUCAAUUUAGAUCCGUUUAAUCAUCAUGCCGAUGAAGAUAUUUGGAGAGCACUUGAGAUGGCUAAUCUCAAAGAUUUUGCAUUGAGCCAAAAUUCCAAAUUGAAUUAUGUGAUCUCAGAAGGGGGAGACAAUAUUAGGUAAGUUAACUUGACAGUAAGAUAAUUUUGAAUUUGAGUAUUUCAGUGUUGGUCAACGUCAACUUGUUUGCCUUGCUCGCGCACUUCUCCGAAAAACACGAGUUCUUAUUCUUGAUGAAGCUACUGCAGCUAUUGAUGUUUCUACUGAUGCUUUGAUUCAAAAAACAAUUCGAGAAGAGUUUGCGAAUUCUACAGUUUUGACAAUUGCUCAUCGUUUGAACACUAUUAUGGAUUAUGAUAGGUCAGUCUCUCAAAAUAUUAAAAAUUCUGUAUCUCUAUUAUUUUUGUAGAAUUAUCGUGUUGAACGAGGGAAAAAUCGGUGAAUUCGACAGUCCGAAGAGACUUUUGGAAAAUCGAAAUUCAGAAUUCCAUUCCAUGGCAAAACGGGCUGGACUCAUCUAA
Caenorhabditis angaria is the source of this 7912-nucleotide messenger RNA. The record is from the annotation of a GenBank genome assembly. NCBI's taxonomy places the organism in Eukaryota, Metazoa, Nematoda, Chromadorea, Rhabditida, Rhabditidae.